AUGACUAAAAAUAUUAGUAAAAGUGCCAUUGACUGGGCUAAGUUUGUGAAGUUAGUGCCGCCUGAACAAAAGGUGUCUUUUUUCGCGCUUAAGGCCAAGAACGAUGGGUAUUUGCGCAGAGUGCAUGCAAAUCCUCCGACACUGCCAAAAAUCAACUGGGAUGAAUUUAAAAAAGGGAUUCCCGACGCGGCGCUGGUCGAUAAAUUCAUGUCAGAGUACAAUAGUUUAAAAGUACCGUAUCCAGCUGAUACGCUUUCAGCGGAAGUGGAUAAACAAUGGAAAGCUUUACAGCCUGAAAUAAAAAAAUAUUGUGAUGAUAUACAAGCUAUUAUUAUGAAGUCUAAGAAGGAACUCAAAAGGAUACAUGCAUUGCCGAAGUUUAACGAAAUGACAAUGGAAAUGUACUACGAUAUGUUCCCAGAUCUUGCAUUGGAUCCUGUGAAUAGGCCUACAUUUUGGCCCCACGUUCCCGACGAGCAAUUGGGAUAUAAAGAUCCUACUGCGAAGGUCGAACACUGA
Messenger RNA from Arctia plantaginis, 519 nucleotides. The record is from the annotation of a GenBank genome assembly. Lineage: Eukaryota; Metazoa; Arthropoda; Insecta; Lepidoptera; Erebidae.